AUGUCACUCGGACUAAAGGGCGUCAUCCUCAACUUCUUCCGCUCCCUGCCGCGGCUGUGCCUGUGCCCGCGGCGCAACGAGCGCUUCCGGGACGCGGCGCUGGCGGGCUUCAUCGGGUGCCUGCUCGGCGCGGUGCUGGUCAACAUCGUCGUGGUGGUGCAGGCGGCGCGGGAGAAGAAGAAGCAGCAUCAGCAGCAGCAGCCGCAGCAGCAGCAGCAGAAGGGGGUGCGCGGCGGCAGGCACGAGUUGCCGGCUGACAAGUUUGACGGCGGGAGCCCCUGGCCGAUGAGCGCGACGAAGCAGAAGAAGCCGCAGCAGUGGCAGGAGGAGCAGGAGGAGGAGCAGCAGCUGGUUUCUGGCCUUGACGGCGGUGCUGGCAAUGCUGGUGCCGUGCAGAGUCUGCAGAUUCAGAAGCCGGAGGAGAGUGUUCAAAAGCAGCAGCAACCACAACAACAGCAACAACAGCAACAGCAACAGCAACAGCAGAAGCAGAAACAGCAACAGCAACAGCAGCAACAGCAACCGCAGGGAUUGGAGCUGCAACGGUUCGAGACUCAGGGAUCGGAUAUGCAGCUGCCGCAGCUGCCACUCCCGCAGACACCAGCGCAGCGCACGCUGCCGACGAGGCCGCACUCGCACCCGCAGCAGCAGCUGCCCAAGCCGCCGGCGCCGCGGGGCACCAAGUCCAGGUCCCUGCCCGCGACGCCCAAGCCGCCGGCCGGCGCUCAGGGGUCCAGCGUCGCCGUGCGCCCGGCGACGCGGCGACGCGGGUUCUGA
Messenger RNA from Purpureocillium takamizusanense, 777 nucleotides. RefSeq lists its product as uncharacterized. The record is from RefSeq and is a predicted model, not a curated record. The transcript has a single exon. NCBI's taxonomy places the organism in Eukaryota, Fungi, Ascomycota, Sordariomycetes, Hypocreales, Ophiocordycipitaceae. Bases 1 to 777 code for a protein of 258 amino acids.